Molecule: messenger RNA, 8919 nt
Organism: Pectinophora gossypiella (pink bollworm)
Lineage: Eukaryota; Metazoa; Arthropoda; Insecta; Lepidoptera; Gelechiidae
Product: endonuclease/exonuclease/phosphatase family domain-containing protein 1-like
Exons: 6
Coding region: 271-1932 (553 amino acids)
Cellular component (GO): plasma membrane
Source: RefSeq, a predicted model, not a curated record
UCAUUUCAUAAAAUUGUUUCAUGAAGUGUAGUCGUGUAAUUGCGUUAAUUCCAACAAUUCUUAUUGAGGAAUUGCAUUUAUUCGUGAUACCACUAAAUUAUUUUAGGGUAUAAGUGCCGGAUUAUCUAAUCUUUGAUUUGGAAACAAGUGUCUGUGAAGCGUAUUGUUUGUGUAUAGCAUAAGAAUCUAUUUAUAGUUUUUUUCAUCUGAUGUCUCUAGUGAAAUUGUUUGUGUUAUGAUCGAUAUUGAGUUUUGAAAGUGGCGGGCGAGAUGGGGCAGAGUCCUAGCUCCGUGCGGAGCAAGGGGAGUAGGCGGUCAUUUCGUGGGUUCACACGGAGGAGUAAGUUGAACAAGUCCAGUUUGAGCCAUACGUUCAAUUUGCCGCCGUCGGAAGAGUUUCCUGAGCUGAUGAACGUGAAUACGGCGACUGAGGAACAGCUGAUGACGCUGCCAGGAGUGUCGAGGCAGUUAGCCCGCGAGAUAGUUCGGCAUCGUCAAAUGAUCGGCCGCUUCAAGCGCGUUGACGACCUUGCACUAGUCUCAGGUAUUGGUGCUGAGAAGUUAGAGCUAUUAAGGCCGGAGAUCUGUACAAGUACCAGAAAGCAGAUGUCACAAGCAAGUUCCAGCACACAUUCUUUGGACAGUGUUCGGUUGUCAAGCGAAAGCAAAUUGUGCUCAGUCAACUCUUCUAGUGUUUUCCAACUACAAUGUGUACCUGGCCUCAACCAAGAGAUAGCCGCCAAUAUAGUCGAUUACCGAAAUAAGAAAGGCCCGUUCAAGUCAUUGGAUGACCUAAUAAAAGUUCGUGGCAUGGAUAUUGUUAGACUAAGCACAGUAAAACACCACUUAACAUUAGAACAUAGGAAAUGUGAGAGUGUACAGAAUUUGAAUAAUGGACAUAUAAACGGAUUUAUGGAUUUAUCUAUAAAAGAUAGUUUAAUGAAUGGAGUAGCAAGUCCACCGAGGACACCACAUAGGAAAAGCUUAUCAAUGCCAACGAAGUUUCCGAUGACAUUGCCGAAUGGGUUUGCUACGGCACCGGUAAAUGACAUCCUAGACUUGCUCUCAGCGUAUUCCCACCGACCAAUAGUAGAAGAAUUGUUUACAUAUGAGAGGAACGGAGUAAGAUGCUGCAGGAUCGCAUCGUGGAAUCUCCACCAGCUUAGCAUAGAUAAGAUUACUAAUCCAGGUGUAAGAGAAGUUGUAUGCAGGACUAUUUUGGAAAAUAAGUUAUCAAUAAUAGCCAUACAAGAUAUAUUAGACGAGGGUGCAUUGAAGAUGAUCUGUGAUGAACUGAACUCCCCCGGGCUACGGAGAGUACGGGAAUGGAAGUGCAACAGCCACCGGUGGGAGUUCUGUGUCUCUAGUAGGAUAGAUGGUCGCCACCUAGGCUUCGUGUUCGAUACGGCUACGAGGGGGAUCACGAUAGAGGAUAUAGACCUGGACCAAUUGUGCCUGCUGUUCGACUCUGGUGACGUCAGACGCCUGGUCGAUCAGCUGACUGAUCUCAGGAGCGAACGGUUUACUGCGCUUCCGCAAGCGUUCCUAAUAUGCGGCCGACCAAUGAUCAUCGUCAAUAUCCAGUGUAGAGAUUCAUUGAGCGCGACAGACAGCAGCAUGCUGCGUGAUGUCGCUGACUCGCCCUCCAUACAGCUCGUGUUCGCCGGCGAGUUGUAUACACCUGACAAUGUACUAGCCCUAAAGACCUGCGAACCACUACUCCCAGAGGAGUUGUCAACGACAAUAGACAACAACCACGUCGGUAAGAGCAACAUCCUUUGUCCAGGGACCAUUGAGACCAGCAACUUCAACGGCUACGCUGGAGCCAUUAAAUCAGGUUUGAGCCACUUGGCCAUACCCCGGGGAUGGUCCUGGGGGGGCCCUGCGUCCCCUUACUGUCCAAUAUGGGCGGAAAUCAAAGUCCCCGAUUGACAAAAACAGAAAUCAAAUGGUCAAGUUCUGAAGAAUUUAAUAUACUUCCCGUCGGCAGUACUCUUGUUACUGCACUGUGUUCUACUGGUCCUACUGCAUGUGUUUUACUAUAAUUGAAGUAUGUCAAUUCCUGAAUUCAAUUAUUGAUGGUUGUAGUCAUGGUAACUAAAGGCAUUGGUGCCGAAUCGGGCGGCCACCAAUUUAAUUUUAACUUAAUUUGUCAGGACCAAAACUAGCUCUAUCUCUUUCUUGCACUUAUUGUAAGUGAAGGACGGCACUAGUUUCAGAGCUGUCAAACUAAAAUUAGGUUAAAUUUGUGUGCGCCCGAAUUGGCACCAAUAUCCGCUUUAUUACAUAACGAAGACUACAGAUAAUACAGGCUCAGUAUAGUCCGAGCCACGAAAGAAGUCCACGGAUUUUAAUGGAACUAAAAUUUAACAAAACAAGUCAAAACAAUUCAAUGUAGAAUCUGCGAAACUAGCGCCGCGGCUGCAGGAUUUCUUUCGUGGCGCGGACUAUAUUUUAACCUGGUAUGUAUUAACUUUAGUCUUCCUUUUGUAAUAAGGAUUAUUUGUUUUAAAACGAUUUCUUAAUACACCUAUUUAGGCUGUUAUAGACACGUAAGCAUCAGAAUAGCGAAUUAAUGAUUCCCUAAAAACAGGGUGUUAGUGACAUCGCAACGAAUACUGAGGGGGAUGAUUUAGACCAUGAUUCUGAGUUGAUAUCAAGAGGAAUUUUCUGUCGCAAAAUUCAUGCUAUUUUUGUGUUUUUAAAUUAUUUUCUAUUCUAUACUUUUGCGAUAGAAAAUUCCAUUCCUUGAUAUCAACUCAGAAUCAGGGUCUGAAUCAUCGCUCAAAGUUAUCGUUACGAUUUCACUAACACCUUGUAUGUAUAUUCUUGAUACGUCUCUAGUGGGCAGAGCCACAAGAUAGCAGUUUCAGUCACUAUUGGAAUUGACGUUAGUAUGAUAAUACUGAUGACGUUUCCGAGUUCCUUUUCUUAUAAUUAUAAGUAGGUAUCAUUAAUAUUCUAAAUUAAUGUUUUACAUAUUAUUAUGCCUUAAGUUGUUGUGACUACCCUCUAAAAAAAUAAUAGAAACGUGUCAAAUAUACAAAUUAUUUUGGAUGUAUUCAAUAUUUUGAAGUCUUUAAUUAGAAUGUAUUUUACGGUAUUUUAUGUGAGUCCAUAUAUUGUAUGUUAUAUUAUACUACUAUUAUGUUAAAAAAUAUACUUCCUGUAAAUCUAAAAUAUCAUUAUAUGGAGUAAAGGUAUUAUAGCAAUUAUAAUUUACCAAAUAUUUUGUAUUUCUUAUCGAUCUUCGUGAUUGAUGCUUGACUUAGUUCAAAGACAAUUAACUCCAAUUUAGGUCUCAAAACAUCUUGCUGAUGACUAGGUUGCAUGGUCUUGAGAUCUUAGCCUCACCGUUAAAUGGGCGAAAAAAAAAGCAUUGCUACAUACGUGACAUUAUUUGGCGCCAUGAUAAGUCGACAACGCAGAAAAGCGCCAUCUUGCGCAUAUUUUAGGAACCAAUUAGUUCGCUUCGUUCGUUUUGUCGAUGUCAAAGAUAUUUGAAAAUGUAUAGUAUUAACCAGAAAACCUAACAGAUGUCGCUAUUAACCAACAUAUAAUAAAACAGCGUAGGGAGACGACGAAACACGGUGCUUUAUUUUCUGCUUUCGAUUAAUAUUACAAGAUUACAAGCCAAUUUCAUAGCCUAUUUCUUCAGACAUUUUGAUGACAUUGACAGGAUGGCGCUGGUGGGCAUCAUCUCCAUUUAUAACAGCUGUCAAAAAUGACGUUUCCAUAAGAUGCGCCGAUAAUUCCAAAUAUGGCCGCGUGUCUUCACACCUACAUAGUUGUUACAUCUAGAUUAUUUGGACGUCCUUUUAACCUCUUAAUCAUAUUGACGUCAUAUCAAGGGUUUCAAAAUCUUUUGCCACUGUGGCGCAAAAUCGUACUUACCUAAGUAAUUAUUAACCGACUACGAAAAAGAAGGUUAUUAUGUAUUAUAAAUUAAAUCUGUUGCUUUUGACAAGCCCAAUUUAUUUUUAGGCGACUUCGACGGUUUAAAAAAUGCUUUUCAACACUAAACGGGAUAUAUAAAUGUCAGACUUAAAUUCAUUCUUGUCCACCAGAAUGUCUUUCAUCGCAAAAUAUUCCUAUUAAUAUUAACUUUCUUCGCAAAAGGUCCCUUUCGCAUAAAGUCCCUUUUGUAUUAUAAAGGGUUUUGAUAUGAAAUAGAUUGUAAUUUUUAACAUAACGUAACAAAACAUGACAAAUACUUUAUUGGACAUGCAGGAAAUACACAAAUACAAAACAAAAAAGAAACCUUUACCGAUGUGGGUAUUAUUACCAAGACCAUAUAAAUGCUGCGAAAGGGACUUUUCGCAAAAGGUGCCUUUUGCGAACACCCAUAGUCAUUUUGAGAAAUUGACAUUUUUCGACGAAGCCCCAGAAUGACAGCAUUUUAAAAAUAUAUAAAUAUAAAUUGUGUCUUAACUUCAUGUAUUAUAUAAAAUGUAUUAUAGAUCGUCACAAAAUUGCGUCCGUAGCUAUGAAAUGUAAUUAUUAUUUACUGUAAAUAUGAUUCAAGUCUUGCAAAGCAAUGACGUGAGCUUUACGCGUGAUGUAAUUAGUUUUUCUUUUUUUUUACUAUUUAUAUAGUUUUUAAUAUUCAAAUUUAGGCGAGGAAGGCCCUAAACUAUUGACGUUUACGUGUUUACUCAAAUAGUAAUAUAAUUUAAACUAAAAUAAACAUGUAAAUUAUUUGAAUUAACAGUCCCAUAAUAGUUGGGCAUUGUGAGAAUAGGACUUUCUGCGUCUAAACUAUUAGUCGAUUAUUAUUUUUACUAUCUUGACCAACUGUACUGUCGAAUAGACAUUUACAAAUGUUCUAGAAUGUACCGUGUAGGGGCCACUACAUUAACUAAUAAAGGUUGACUGGAGGAGAUCUCUACCAGAGAUAAGUCUGCUUUUAUGAAUUAAUAAGUUUCAAGUCUGUGUGUUCUUCCUAGCUUUUCUUUUGUAUUUUUAAAUAUAUAUCGCCAUAGUUACUUGUCAUAUAAUAAGAUUAAAAAAAAACGAUUUUUAAUAUAUAUUUUCCAAUAUUCAAUUUGUUAAGGCUAAUUGUUAAGAGCCAGUGGGGUGUUCGUGUAACGCUCUUUCUAUAUUGCUGGAUUAUAAUCCUAUCCUAUGAUUGGCUGAAAUAUCAAUGAAUUUACAGGAGGUAUCAGUUGCAACCAAUCACAUGAUAGGAUUUAUAUAUUAAUAUAGAAACUGAGUUGCACGAUUAGACCUCUUUGUUGGUAGGUUAUCUACCGGAGAAGUGUCUGAUAGCAGAAUUAUCACAGAGCGGACAUUCCGUACAAUCGCUUUUACGCGCGCGUAUGAGUGACUUUAGCGUACGAGCGUAUGAGUGUAUUUAAUGUCUAAGAAGGCAGAAAUAUUAAGCAAUACAUUUUUUUUUCUGUAGUCUAUAAUUUUUAUAGUUAGACACCAUACUACCGCUUCCGUUAAUUUUUAUAACACUAAAAAUAAUUAACAAUAUAACACUGCAUCUGACAGGCACAAAAUAUAAUGACAAUAGAAAAAAAAAAUAUAAAACUGGAAAAAUAAUGGGAGAUCUUAUUUUUUUAGAAUUAAAUAUUUAAAAAGAGUUCUCAAUACCUCGUCAGAUGGCGCUGACGUUACUGGGCCAUUGCUAAGAUGUCACGAACUUAUAAGAAAUUGAUUUCUUUUUUCCUUUAUAUUUGUUUAUUUUCGGAACAUAAUUAAUGUGACAUAUACAAAAUAAAAUAAAUAAAUAAAAUAUACGUUCUGUUGAAAAUAUAAUUUCAAAAUUUUAUCGAAGAAAAACAGAAAUAAUAACAUUUCGUUCCUUGCGGUAACCUAUCAAGUUCAGCGCCAUCUAUCUAGCAGGUAGGAAAAAAAGAAAAAGAAAAUCCCUCAUUAAAAUAAAAUUAAAUUACAAAAGGAGUUCUUAAAGAAAACGUCUUUACUCUUUAUUUAACGCGUAAACACUCACUGAUAUUUAAACGACAUAAUCUGAAUGUAUUUAUAGACACGAUAAAUACAAGUAAUUCGUAAAACACCCAAGGAUAAAAAGCCCCAAGCUACGGGUUAAACUACCGCACUGUCCUAUACGUCUAUCCUUUUCUGUCACUCACAGUCGUCAUUUGCUAGAGCGAGAUAAGGAGCUGACAUGCGCACUCCACCGCCUCGUCGAUUCCGCCGCGUGCAUUCGCUUUAUCUCACUUUAGCAAAUAACAGUUCUCAGUGAUAGAAAAGGAUACAAGCAUAGUAAAGUGUGAUGCUACCUCAGACCGUGCGGGGACUGUUGCGGUAUCGCGUUUCAGUGCGGGGGAGUGAGUGUCCUCUCUGUACGUAGUACUGUGUAAAUUGUACGGUAUUAUUAUUCGCUAUACCUUCUGGAUAAGCUAUCAGACAGUUAUCAACAAAUGUUAAAACACGAUCUAAAUGUUCAGGACGUUUUGCCUUUGUAUGCUUACCUACUUUCCGUACAGAUUUUUAAUUUAUUAUUAAUUGUAAUUUAUUAAUUAUUAUUUCCUCCGUUAUGUUAAUAAUUUAACCAAUAUGUAACGGAACAGUGUACCUGAGCUGUUUUCCUUUAAUAGGUAUAAUUUAUAAUUCAUUUACGUUAGUUAUUUACAAAUGACUAUAUUAUGUGUAAGUGAUAUUUGAAUUUGCACCUUUGUGAUCCAAAUGUAUAGUAAAUACAGUGUGUUUCCAAAACGGUAUAGUAUUGUAACAUAAACAGCCUGUAUACGUCCGACUGGGCACAGGUCUCGCCUCUUCUAUCGUGUGAUGAUCAGCCUUAGCUACCCUGGUGUCAGGGUUAUUAUUGAGCCUCCAAAGGCCGCUAACAUAGCUCAUAUAGCGACUACAAACUUACAUUAGUAACUAGUAACCCGGACCUGCAAUCCUGGAACGCUCGGGACUAGCAGCACAAUGCAAAUCCUUAAACAAACGGAGUCACUAACGAAGCCUGUUAAAACCCCAGCUUCUGAGCUUCUGGAAGGAGUUUUUUUGGCUUACGUAGCCACGAUAGCACGCAUGAUGCACCACCUAAGGGUUACAGUAAGGAUAUAUACUUUGUAUUAGCUUUUUCCUUGGCUUACAUAACCGUUCUAAAUACUUUAUGAUAAGGGCUGCCUCACACUACAACCACAGAUACACACAUCACGAAUCAGCCCGUAUUAUCCCACUGUUGGGCAUCGCCGUCCUGCAUUUUGCACCACCCCGGAAAGGGUGUGCUAAAUACCUAACCUAACACACAGACAGACAAACGCGUAAAACUUCUAUACUCAAAUUCAAAAUUAAAAAAUAUCUUUAUUCAGUGGUUACAUAGGUACACUUGCAAGAAAAACCUCUAUAUAUAAUAAUAUACUAAUAUAUUAUACAAAGAUACAUGAGCCCACGGGAACAUCACGGAAUCCGGAAUUAUUCGGUUUUUUUUCAUUCUAUAUUAUACCGCUUCUGAAAUCACUGUAUACAUAAUUUAAGAGAGAUCUACUUAAUAUUUUUGUAAUAAUGUAAGUAGCAAAUGAAUAUUGAUCUCGUAUUAAAUAAAAUGUUAUUUAAUCAUUAAAUUAUGACGAGGUUCGCUACAGAGGAAAUUUAGAAAAAAUACUUGGUAAAUAUUCUCUAUUUCGGAAAUUAAUAGAAGUUUUGAAAGCAUUCAAAAGUUAAUAUAACGUAAGUUUUAUUUAAAAAGAUAUUUGAGUCGAUUCUAGUGGGCGAAACUUAAUUUUAUUUUAGUUUGUCAAUUUUAAAACAAGCCCUAUCCUUCUCUUUCCCUUAUCAUAAGUGAAGGACGACACUAUGUUUAGAACUGGCAAACUGAACUAAUAUUAAGUGUUCGGUGCCAAGAUGGCGUCAUUGAUAACAUUCUCCGCUAAUUUGUCAAUAUUCACUUAAAAUGUUUUAUUGUUAUUGGUUUCUUUAUCCAUAAAUGUAUUUUGUAUAUUGCUCUAUUUCUUCAUCCAUUUACAAUUCCUUGUGACAAUGCGAUUAUAAUCAGGGGGGUUAAAAAGGCCAAAUCAUCUAAGAAAGCAAUAUUGCAAUUUGACAUUUACGCAUAUAAAAGUAAGUGCGCAGUGCAAACAAAUGUCAAAUAGCAAUAUUGCUUUCUUAGAUGAAUUGCUUCGAUGUGGCCACUUUAACCCCCCCGAAAUAUAGAACGGAAACGUUUUGAUAAUAUUAAAUAAACAUAGGUGCUUCUAUUAUGGACUCGCGAAUAAGAAAUAUCGUAAAAAUCGACUGAGGGAUUGUAUUUCUUAACAUAAUGAGCGAUGGUCUUUUUUAUAUUUUUUUUAUCGAGGCUUGAUUGAUUUUUUAACCCAUCUUUGUUGUUAUGCCAGCCUCAUAGUUUACAGCGAUUAAUGAUUAUCAAAUCAUGACUCAUCAUAAGCGAUGGUACAGUCAUGAGCAAUAUCAUGUACCCACUUUAGAACCCUGUCGCAUUAUCAUAUUUGACAUUUAAUGAGACUUACGGUUUAAUUUGUCAAAAAAGUUAAUGUGACAUGGUAUUAAAGUGUAUACAUAUUAGUACUCGUGACCGUACACCCCAGACAUUUCAUAUAAAAAUCUUAAUCUUACCGUCUGUAAGUGCGAGUGAGACAUAGUCCGUGCGCGCUCCUCCUUACUCCUUAGCUGCGUACGUCCAUUUAACCCUAAAGUAAGACCCCAGAGGGGGUGAGAACCGCGCGCGGUACGAAUUGGUGCGGGGAGAGUUACCGUUCCAUACGUGGUAUUACUCUAUAAUACCCGUACUGCCGGUACCCAACUGUGUUAGUGAUCCUUCCACUCUGAUUGUAAUCGCAUUGCAAACAUUUUACCUAUUUUGUGAUAUAAAAUAAUUUAUUUUUAAUGUAACAACAUAUUUUUUACUUUAUCGUGUAUAUUUUCAAUGUUACAAACUUUGUGUAAAUUAUUGGUGAAUUUUAAAUAAAUAAUAUAUAAAAGGUG